GCUGUAGAUAUAUUGACAGGGGACGGCGGGGACAAAAAACACUGUUGGCAGUGCAGAAAGGACGAGAGAAGGCUGCUGGAGCCGUCCAGGAGAUUUUAUUGUUUUGCAUUUUAACUAACAAGGCUUUUCGGCAAAUAUAUAUCUUUCCAACUUCAGCUACAGUGAUAGCUAAGUUUGGAAAGGAGAAAGGGGAGCUUUGGAGUGCGUUUAUCGAAAAUUCAAUGAACCGAGUAUCGCCUGCAUCGAAAGCCUGUACAAAGGGAAAUAAAUAUUGAUUCAAUUAUUUUGAGAAAAAAAAAUACAAAUGGAUAACGCGGGACCUAAGAAACGUUAUUGUGAAUCUGUCCAAUCUUUCUUCACAUCGCCAAAGUUCCUUAUUUACCUUGGACAUGCCCUCUCCACAUGGGGAGAUCGUAUGUGGAAUUUCGCUGUAGCUGUAUUUCUGGUGGGGCUGUAUGGCAAUAGCCUCCUGCUCACAGCUGUGUACGGACUGGUGGUGGCAGGGUCAGUCCUGCUGCUCGGAGCCAUUAUCGGUGACUGGGUGGAUAAAAACCCCAGACUCAAAGUGGCCCAGACUUCACUGGUUGUCCAGAACUGUGCCGUCAUACUGUGUGGGAUCCUCUUGAUGGUGGUUUUCCAGUUCAAAGAACAGCUCUCAGAGUUAUAUAAUGGAUGGGUUCUGACAUGCUGCUAUAUCUUGGUCAUCUCCAUAGCCAACAUUGCUAACUUGGCCAGUACUGCCAUGUCCAUUACCAUCCAGAGAGACUGGGUGGUGGUUGUGGCUGGACAGGACAGCAGCAAGCUGGCAGACAUGAAUGCCACUGUACGGAUCAUCGACCAGCUAACAAACAUCCUGGCGCCUAUGUUGGUGGGCCAGAUCAUGGCUUUCUGCUCCAACUUUAUUGGCUGCGGCUUCAUCGCCGGCUGGAACCUGUGCUCUAUGUGCUUGGAGUACUGUCUGCUGUGGAAAGUCUACCAGAAAACUCCAGCACUGGCCAUGAAGGCUGUCAAGAAAGAAGACUACCAGGAACUGAAACGACUGAACUCCCCAAAAGAGCUAGAGAACGGCCAGGGCCCAGUGGAGGGCUCCCAGCUCAUGAACGAGACUGCUGUCGUCAAGGCCGACUCUCCCAGGAAGACUGGCUGCUGCUACCAGAUGGCGGAGCCCCUGCGCACCAUCCGCGAUGGCUGGGUGGCCUACUACAACCAGUCCAUCUUCUUCGCUGGCAUGUCCCUGGCUUUCCUCUACAUGACAGUGCUGGGCUUUGACUGCAUUACCACAGGCUAUGCCUACAUGCAGGGCCUCAACGGCUCUGUGCUCAGCCUGCUGAUGGGCGCCUCAGCCGUGUCGGGCAUCUGUGGCACGGUGGCCUUUACCUGGGUUCGCAAGAGCUGUGGCCUGAUCCGCACAGGCUUCAUCUCGGGUGUGGUGCAGCUCUCCUGCCUAAUGCUGUGCGUGGCGUCCGUCUUCGCACCGGGCAGCCCCUUUGACCUCAGUGUCUCGCCUUUCCAGGACAUCUAUAGCCACCUGACUGGGAAGAGCAGCGCCCUCCCGGAGGCCGCCUACCCGACUAGCGUGCUAACCAUCGAUGGUCAGGGUCUGCUGGUUAAUAGUUCGACCGUGCCGCCCACCGAGGAACUGCCGCCUCUGCAGUCCUACAUGUCAGUCAGCCUGCUGUUUUCUGGGGUCAUUGCUGCUAGAAUUGGUCUAUGGUCUUUUGACUUAACCGUGACCCAGCUCAUCCAAGAGAAUGUGAUCGAGUCGGAGAGGGGACUGAUCAACGGCGUCCAGAACUCCAUGAACUACCUCCUAGACCUUCUGCAUUUCAUCAUGGUGAUUCUGGCGCCCAACCCAGAGGCCUUCGGCCUGCUCGUCAUCCUCUCCGUCUCAUUCGUGGCUAUGGGCCACAUAAUGUACUUCAGGUUUGCCUUUAAGAGCCUCGGGCGGCGCCUCUUCCUCUGCUGCUCUCCAGAGCAGCAGACUCAGGCCCUCCCCGGCUCUCCCUCCUUGCUUCCCACCACGGUGUAACCCAUUAAAGAGACUCUUUCCCUGCUUACAGCUCUGCCUGCAGUACAAAUACCCCCUUCUCCUCCAGCCCCCUAGUCAUCAACCUAAACAUGCUUGUAGCCCCGGCAGAACUAAUGUAUUUACUUUUGCGCCUUACCCUAGCAGGUGCUGUCCUUUGUCAUUGUAGAUAGCAUUUACCGUUCGCUGAGGGAGGGUAGUGCGGCCGCAGACAGAGAAGGAGUCUCUCUCAGACAAACAACCCAGAUCAUGAGGUCAUAAGCGUCACAAAAAUACCACUUCCCUACUUCCAAUAUUUAAAAUGUCGCAGUCUUGUCAUGCAUUCAGCUUAAAAGCUAAAUUCAAAUGUGGAAAAUUGCAGGUAUUGCCACUUGCAGUUACUACGGUUACAGCUGGGUACUGCUCAAGUAUGUGCUAGUGCUGUUUGCAUCUCAUUACAGCUCUGCAUCAGCCGUGGGAUUCCCAUUCCCACUUUGAAGCCAUUUGUUUGUCAGUAGUUUAUUGGUGCUAUAAAUCAUUUGUGUUAGCAUUUGUUAUUUCAGCUUUAGUAAUUAAUGCUUUAGAUGAUCAGUUCUUGCUCAUUUCUCUUUAAUACAUGGUUAUAAGGGUUAUGCAAAUGUAUUUAUUCAAGGAGCGCAAAUACUUAUGUUUAUCUAUACAGUGUACAAAAUAUUAGGAACACCUGCUCUUUCUAUGACGGACUGACCAGGUGAACGUUACAAUCCUUAUUGGAGAUACCUAAAUCCACUUCAAAGACAGGUUAAAGAAGGAUUUUAAGCCAUGAGAUAGACAUGGAUUGUGUGUGUGCCAUGGAGGGUGAAUAGGCAAGACAAAAUAUUGAAGUUCCUUUGAACGGGGUAUUGUAGUAGAUGCCAGGUGCACCGGUUUGAGUGUGUCAAGAACUGCAACGCUGCUGGGUUUUUCACGCUCAACAAUUUCCCGUGUGUAUCAAGAAUAGUCCACCACCCAAAGGACAGCCAGCCACAGACAACUGUGGGAAGCACUGGAGGAGCAGCAUCCCUGUGGAACGCUUGACACAUUGUAGAGUCCAUGCACCAACUGAUUGAGGCUGUUCUGAGGGCAAAAGGGGGUGCAACUCAAUAUUAGGCAGGUAUUCCUAAUGUUUUGUACACUCAGGUGUAUAUUCUCAAUGUGUCACCACUAUUGUCUUUCUCACCCAACGUUGGUGCUAAUGUACUAGCUAUAGCAAACAGCUGGAAAACUGUGCAAAAAACAUUUAAAAAAAACAUUAACACACUCAAUGACCAAAGUGGACCUUCUUAUAUAGCUUAAAGGAAGUGAGGGGAAAACCGGUUUGUUACAUUUUGUUUGAGCAUUCCAAAUAUUUUUUGAUGUGAAGUGACAGUGAAACUUGUAUAAGCUCAUUAACGCUAUUGUAGACACUUGUGUACACUUAAGAUCUCGACCCCCUCCCCGCAAUUCUCUUAACUAUAGUAUAACAAUUAUUUGUCAUAAUUGAUUUCUACACAGGUAUUCACACGCCUUGUAUUUUUCCACAUUGUGUGUUACAGCCUGAUUUCAAAUUGAGAUUGUGUUUCUAGCCUACACACAAUACCCCAUAUUGUCAGUGGAAUUGUUUCACAUUUUCAAAUUAAAAAUGAAAAGCUGAAAUGUCGAGUCAAUAAGAAUUCAACCCCUUUGUUAUGGCAAGCCUAAAUAAGUUCAGGAGUAAAAAUGUGCUUAACAAGUCGCAUGGACUCACUGUGUACAAUGAGUUUAACAUUAUUUUUUAAAUGACUAACUCACCUCUGUACCACACACAUCCAAAUAAUUUUAAGGUCCCUCAGUCGAGCAGUGAAUAUCAAACAGAUUCAACCACAAAGACCAGCAAGGUUUUCCAAUGCCUCACAAAGAAGGGCACCUAUUGGUAGAUGGGCAAAAAUGUUUUUAAAAAAAGCGAUGUUGAAUAUCCCUUUGAGCAUGGUGAAGUUAUUAAUUACACUUUUGAUGGUGUAUCAAUACACGCAGUCACUACAAAGAUACAGGCAUCCUUCCUAACUCAGUUGCCGGAGUGGAAGGAAACCGCUCUGAGUUUUCAGCAUGAGGCCAAUGGUGACGUUAAAACCACUAGUUUAAAGGCUGUGAAAGGAUAAAACUGAGGAUGGAUCAACAGCAAUACGAACAAAAUUGACAAAGUGAAAAGGAAGCCUGUACUGAAUAAAACAUAGUUGUGUUGUUUGUGGUAAAUCCAAUACAUUAAAGUACCAAUCUCCAUAUUUUCAAGCAUAGUAGUGGCUGCAUCAUGUUAUGGCAUAUUUAACAUAUCUAUCUAAUAUCUAUCUAAUUGAAAAUCAAAUAGCAAGACCUGAAAAUGGUUGUCUUGCAAUGAUCAACAACCAAUUUGUAAAAGCUUGAAGAAUUUUGAAAAUAAUAAAAAAAAUGGGCAAAUGUUGCACAAUCCAGACGUGGAAAGCUUUUAGACUUACCAAGAAAAGCUCACAGCUGUAAUCAUUGCCAAAAGGUACAGGGGUAUGAAUACUUACGGAAACUAUAUAUAUAUUUAAAAAAAAAAUGUUUUCAUUUUGUCAUUGUGGGGUAUUGUGUAGAUGGUGAAGAGAAAAUAAGUAAUACAUUUUGAAUUCAGGCUGUAACAAUGUGGAAUAAGUCAAGGGGUAUGAAUACUUUAAGUGAUUGUACUAUGUCCAUAAUAAUGGCUGAGCUCCUGCCUCCCCACUUUGAGGUUAACUGAAGGACUUUUAGUUUCCUGGCGGGCCCAUGAUACCGAGCCAUCAUUACGCGAAGCUCUGCCACAAAUGCGUACACAGCGCAAUCGUAAACCAAGAAACAAGGUGAGCAUGAAAAACCGUACCACCUUUUUCCUGUGGGCGGCUUUCUAAAUCCCUCCCAAGUGUACCUGUGAUUUUCCUCUCUUCCCCCCCUAAGUCAAGCAGACCUCCCCACCUCGUGUUCACUUGCCAGAGUAGAAUGUCAGCAUCUUCAGGUUGUCUCAGCUGGCCAUGGACUGCCAUUACACCAACCAGAUGGUUGCCAGGCAGAACUGUACGUUUGUAGCUCUUGGAGCUCUCCAACACCACUAAAAUGUUUUCAGAAGCCUUUUUAAAAAAAAGUUGUAAAUGUGGUUUGACUCACUAAUACUCACAUGUUCACAAUAGACUAUGGUUAUUACCUCUGCCCAUGAAAACCAUGGCUGAGAUUUUGUAAUGAAAAUAUUAGGAUUGGUGCAGAGAAUAGCCACAGCACUUUAAGAGAACAGUGAGGCCUUUCUUUACAUCUGCCUACAAGAGCCUUUUAAUACACCGCCCAGAGCUAGAGUCAGACAGGACUGCAGGUUUGUGGAACUGCAGCUGGUGUUCUGUAGAGAAAUGGCAGGAACUGAGCUCUAUGUUGAUGUUUGACAUGGGUUACCCCUCAAAUGUAAAGUAAGCACAUUCUCCAGAAAAUAACAGCGCAUUUGUUCUUAACAUUUAUUCAGGAAUACUUCAUACAAGGCAAUUUUAUAUUUUUCAUAUAACAAUUGCCGUCAAUUGAUAGACUAUUUGAUACACUGUACUGGAUGUAAAAAUGUUUGUAGUUGAACAUUGUCAGAUUGUCGUCUUUAAAUGUUGGUCUGGUUUUUAAAUGUUUUUAUAUAAGUGUUAACUUCUCAAUUAGCAAAUAAAUGUUUUCUGAACGAUUUGUGAAAUUUCUCUGCCUCGUGUUUACAAAGCAAUGCUCUCAUGCAUAAUAGUAAUGGGAUUUUGUUGUUGAUUGUUACAGAUCAAUAUUCUUUUUAAAACAGCGAGCCAACAUAUUUUCAGGACUUAUUAACCUGACAGAUCAAAACUAGUUGUUUCCUCAUGCUCUCGUCUCUCUGCAGCAGACAUAGUGAGAUAAAUGUUUGGAACAUCAAAUCGCAAUACAUAUAGAAUCAUGAGAACCGCAAUACAUAUCGUAUCGGCACAUCGUAAGUUCCCUAGCAAUUCCCAGCCCUAAAUGCAUAAACCAAGAAAAUCAUGAGUACACUGUUCCAAUGGACCAUAAUGUACUGUCCAUAAUCUCCCAUCAUUGUUAAAUACAGAAAAAGCAUUGUUAGAUAAUCUGUUUAAAAAAAAAAUGGAAUCAUUGUGAAAUCAUUAUGUAAUCACAGCUUGCAACAUAAAUUGAGUAAAUUGAGAUGUUUGAAUGCAAAAACUACAUUCACUUCAAAUGAGUGGAGGACAGUUAUACAGCUUGUAUUGCAUGAGCUCUGAAAUAAAUAAAGUCUUCACACUG
This is a messenger RNA of Oncorhynchus kisutch (coho salmon), 6259 nucleotides long. It is a transcript of the gene slc40a1, whose product is annotated as solute carrier family 40 member 1. The transcript has 8 exons. The coding region runs from base 305 to 2029 and encodes 574 amino acids. Gene Ontology annotation, cellular component: basolateral plasma membrane. Gene Ontology annotation, molecular function: iron ion transmembrane transporter activity; peptide hormone binding. Lineage: Eukaryota; Metazoa; Chordata; Actinopteri; Salmoniformes; Salmonidae. Gene Ontology annotation, biological process: iron ion transmembrane transport. The record is from RefSeq and is a predicted model, not a curated record.